UAUGUGUGUAUGUGUGUGUGUGCGUGUGUGUGUUCAUCAUCAGUGGUUGUUUCUAUAUUGUUUCUGUUAAUUGUAUGUUCAUUUAUUCAUGUGUGCUAGUGCUUUGCUAGCUAGAUGGCAGUGUUCUUUGAUGAAUGACUGCUUUUAAAUGGAUAUUAUGAGUUAGCAUGCUGAGUAUGAUGUGUUUAGGUGUAUGAAACAGUCCUAGUGAACAUGUGAGGGAAAGGGAUUUGACUUAAUAUUUUACAGUAUAUAGUGCAUUUUGUCUGUUCAAGUUUGGUGUUACCCAUUACUUUUUUCCUGAGAUUGCAGUCUUUGAAAAAAAGUUGUAAAAAUUAGUGUUUAGUGUGAUUUUAAUUAAUAUGCAUUAUUUUGUACAUUCUUAAAGGUUUCAAUGCACACGUCUUUCUUUAUAUGAAGGCUGCACAUGUAUCCUAGUCAUUUAUCUCAUAAAUUGGUGGUAAAGAUUGAUAUGAAAAUCCUUAAUUGAAUCACUACAUAUGUAUCUUUGUUCAUCCUCACUUAUAUACAUUUCAAAACAAAUAUUAACACUUUUUUUAUUAACUAUUUUUUUAGAUGUAUCGCAAGUACAGUGAUUAAACAAAUAAAAAAUAGUUUAUAUGCCUCAUUCAAAACUUUGUGACAAUUACAUGAUUGUAUGAAAUAUGAAAUCUUACGUGUUAAUUCAUUCUAAGUACAGAGUCACUAAUAACAUAAAUGCCGGCCACUGAUAUGACAAAUUAAGACUCAUAUAGAAUACAGAGAGAAAACAGUGAAGGUCCAGGAUUAUGUUUCAUGUUUGUUCAGCCCUCUCUCUGUUUUCUACUACACAGCACUUUUCUCUCUUGCAGAGCUGUAAUGUGAUAUAUCAAUCUUUCUCAAACCCUGAUGGAUCCUCAAAUAAUGAUGUGCAUGCUUUUACAAACCACAGUAAUGCAUUUAAAAUAUACAGACACACAUUUCAUAACAUGCUUUAUAAAGAAUUAGGGGUAACAUGUCACAAUAAGGUCCCAUUAGUUAAUGUUAACUAACAUUAACUAACUGUUUUUGGGUGUACAUAUAUGCAUGGGUUAAAUUUGUGUCUAGAUAUAUCCUACAUUUAAACUAUAAGUUGCUUAAACUUGGUCGGCCUGCACUCAUACACAGACAUGUUCCUGACUGGAGAGCCCAUAGAGAUACUAAUGGAGUGUUGCUAGGAUACAGGCCAGACUCCCAUCAGUCCCUCCCUCUCUCGCUCUUACUGCCUUUGUUCCAGCCUGUCUCUCUCUCCGUCUCUCUGUCUGGAGGGAGGGGUGGAUGUGAUGUAAUGUGCAUGCUAGGCAGCAGUUGGCACAGCAGAGCAGCACUGAGAGCUUAUGAGUGGAAAGAGCAGGAGAGCCAGAGAUGGAUGCAGAGAGAGAGAGGUGGCUGAAUGCCUAAAGGACAGCGUUAUAAUCAGAGAAGUGUUUGGAAAGAGGCUCAGUUCGGUUCCUGUUGAAGAAAAAGGAUUUCAUCAGUAGUACAAGGGAGGAAAGUUAUUUCAGCUGCAGCAGAGACGACCUGCAACACUGUCGCUGUUUGUCUCCCUCUCUGUGUGUGUGUGUGUGUGUGUGUGUGUGUGGCUAGCACUUGCCAACUGCUGUAUGAGUGUUUUUGUGGCUUUGCUCUGGGCUUGGCCUGCUCUCAUCUCGAUCUGCUGUUAAUGUGACUUAAUCCUUUCUCCUGCUCUUUUUCUGCACCUGGUGCGUUUGUGUGUGUGUGUGUGCACCUGUUUGUGUCUUUCCUCUUCAAUCGUCAAAAUGAUGAGACAGGCACCUACGACUCGUAAGCAAACGCGGGCUGGAGUGGGGGUGAAGGUGGGCUCAGGAUCAGCUUCUGCUGGAGAGAUGAGCAGCAGUGAACCCAGCACACCUGCCCAAACACCACUGGCUGCUCCAGUUAUACCUUCACCUGUGGGAACACUGCCUUCGCCGGGGGCUCCUCCCAUCCCGGGACCCAGCAAGGAAGAGGAGUCACUGCGUGCCCAGGUGAAGGAUCUGGAGGAGAAGCUGGAGACGCUGAAAAUGAAGAGGACAGAGGACAAGGCAAAGCUGAAGGAGCUUGAGAAGCACAAGAUUCAGCUGGAGCAGCUACAGGAGUGGAAGAGUAAGAUGCAGGAACAACAAAAUGAACUUCAGAAACAACUCAAAGAGGCCAAGAGGGAAGCUAAGGAAGCUCUUGAAGCUAAAGACCACUACAUGGAAGAGAUGGCAGAUACAGCAGAUGCCAUUGAGAUGGCCACACUGGAUAAGGAAAUGGCUGAAGAACGGGCCGAGUCACUGCAACUGGAGGCUGACGCUCUAAAAGAGAGAGUGGACGAGCUGACCAUGGACUUGGAGAUACUCAAACAUGAGAUAGAGGAAAAAGGAACAGAUGGAGCAGCAUCUAGUUACCAUGUGAGGCAGUUAGAGGAGCAGAAUGCUCGACUGAAGGAGGCUUUGGUGAGGAUGCGUGACUUAUCUGCAUCAGAGAAACAAGAGCAUGCAAAGCAACAGAAACUAAUGGAGGAGAAGAAUUUUGAGCUGGAUGCGCUGAGAUGCCAGAGAGAGAAACUACAGGAGGAAGUGAAGAUGUCUGAGAAAACGAUUGAUGAGCUCAAAGAACAAGUGGAUGUUGCUCUCGGGGCGGAGGAGAUGGUGGAGAUGUUGACCGAUCGUAAUCUAGACCUGGAGGAGAAAGUACGGGAGCUCCGAGAAACUGUCUCAGAUCUGGAAGCCAUCAAUGAGAUGAAUGAUGAGCUGCAGGAGAACGCCAGAGAGACGGAGCUGGAGUUGAGAGAGCAGCUGGAUCUGAGUGCUGCCAGCGUCAGGGAGGUGGAGAAGCGGGUGGAGGCGGCACAAGAAACAGUGGCAGACUAUCAGCAGACCAUCCAGAAAUACAGAGAGCUCACCGCACACCUGCAGGAGGUGAACAGGGAGCUGAUGAGCCAACAGGAAGCCAGCACCGAGCAGCAGCAACAGCCCGCAGAGAUCUUCGAUUUCAAGAUCAAAUUUGUGGAAACCAAAGCGUACGCCAAGGCCAUAGAAAUGGAGCUGCGUAAAAUGGAGGUAGCUCAGGCUAACAGACAGGUGUCACUGCUGAUUUCCUUCAUGCCUGACUCCUUCCUGAAACACGGAGGAGACCAUGACUGCAUCCUGGCUCUGCUGCUCAUCCCACGACUCAUCUGCAAGGCAGAGCUGAUCAGUAAGCAGGCCCAGGAGAAGUUUGAGUUGACUGAGAUGUGCUCUCAGAAGCCUGGCUUGAGAGGAGCCGUCGGAGAGCAGCUGAGCUUCGCUGCUGGACUCAUCUAUUCUCUCACACUGCUACAGGCAACACUGCACAAAUAUGAACAUGCUCUGAGUCAGUGCAGUGUGGACGUGUACAAGCGUGUGGGUUCUCUGUACUCUGAGAUGAGCGUUCAUGAGCGAUCCCUGGAUUUCCUCAUAGACCUCUUGUACAAAGACCUGCUGGAUGAAACAGUCAAUGUGCAACCCCUUACCAAAGCUAUUAAAUACUAUCAGCACCUUUACAGCAUUCAUCUCGCUGAACAGCCUGAGGACUGUACCAUGCAGCUGGCAGACCACAUCAAAUUUACCCAGAGUGCUCUUGACUGUAUGGCAGUGGAGGUGGGGCGUCUGAGGGCCUUCAUACAGACAGGACAGGGCGAGGAAGCAUUUUGUGUGCUGCUGAAGGAUCUGGACACUUCCUGUAGUGACAUACGACAGUUCUGCAAGAAGAUCCGUCGUCGCAUGCCAGGCACAGAUGCACCAGGCAUCCCAGCUGCCCUCAGCUUCGGAACUCAGGUGUGUGAGACCCUGGCAGAGAGCAGAAGGCAGCUGGCCUGGGUGAAUGCAGUGCUGCAGGAAGUGGCAGCGGCAGCCGCUCAGCUCAUCGCCCCUCUCAGCGAACAUGAGGGACUGCCAGACGUCAAACUGGAAGACAUGGCCUUUAAAGCAGCUGAACAGAUCUAUGGGUCGCAGGGCAUAAACCCUCAAGAGUGUCUGCGCCAGUCAUGCAGUGUUGUCAUAGCCACCAUGAACAAGAUGGCUACUGCUAUGCAGGAGGGAGAAUAUGACUCUGAAAGACCACAGAAUGGAAUAUCUCCUGUGGAAGUCCGAGCGGCAGCACUAAGGGCAGAAAUCACUGAUGCUGAAGGACUCGGCCUCAAACUUGAAGACAGAGAAACUGUCGUCAAAGAGCUGAAGAAAUCCCUUAAAAUAAAGGGAGAGGAACUAAGUGAGGCCAGUGUGCGUCUUAGUUUACUGGAGAAAAAGCUGGACAGUGCAUCUAGAGAUGCGGAUGAGCGAGUGGAGAAGAUCCAGAUGGUCCUAGAUGAGACAAUUUCGCUCCUGAAAAAGAAGGAAAAGGAGUUUGAGGAGACCAUGGAUGCUCUCCAGGCUGACAUAGACCAACUUGAGGCAGAGAAAGUAGAACUCAAGCAGAGAAUCAUCAGCCAAUCAAAGAUGACCAUGGACGGCCUGAGAGGAAGCCAAGCCUCUGGCAUUGCCUCCAUUGUGACUUGUGGCAUCACUGCUGAAGAACAAAAAGGUGUAUGUGUGGCUGCUGGAGUGCAAGUGAUAGAUUCUCCACUGCUGACUCAGCAGAUUGAAGCUCAGCGACUCAGUUUAAAACACCUGAAGAACGAGAACAACAGACUUAAGGCAGAAAAGAUGCGUGCUCAGCUGGCAUCUCUUCCUCCUCUGAACGUUCCAAAACUGGGCUGGCGAGAGGGCUGCAGGCCGGAGGUGCUGUCCAGCGCUCUCUACCGCAAAACAGACCAACUGCUGGAUACUCUCCUCCAGAUGAGUGCCAAUGUCAAAGUGGUGGACAUCACUGGGAAAUCUCCAGUGAGUCCCAGUGCGCAGCUCCUAGAGCAAACCGCAAGACUGCAGUCGCUCAGUGACACUCUCGAUAGGCUUAAGGAUGAGGUUGCUGAACAUGUAGUGACUCACAGGCCCGGUGCUCAAGUCUCGUCUGAUUUCGCCACUUUUCCCUGCGCUUCCUUUGUGAAGGCAAAGGAGGAGAAGAAAGGAGAUGCUGUGCUGGUUGGUCGUGUGAUGAUGCCUUGCACGCGAGGACAGGAACAGGUGCAUCGUCUGGUGCUUUCAAACACACAGUUACAAAGAGUUCAUCGCCUUCUCCAGACUUAAAAUAAUCCCAAAAAACCAAACUUGCUCACAUUCAGUCUUCAAAACACACGUUGAAACAACAGAUGGUGACUGUAUCUACGGUUUGACAAGCCCACACAAGUCAAGCAUUUUGAGUCCUUUGAAUAUAAUUAUAUCUACCACACCAAAAUCUGUACAAUUAUACAAAAAGGCUAGACAUGCUGAGGACGUUUUAACUAUUAGACUUUAUUAACAUGGCAUGAAAUGGAUGAUUCAGCACGAUCCCUGCUGCUUUAUAUCGGCAUACAUUUAAUAACUUUCUUUCUCUUCCUGAUUUGGAUUCCCAUUGAUCCAUGUUUACAAGUAUUUACCUAAAAUGAUUAAAGUUCAAACUGUGUGUGUUUAAUUAGUGUUGCUUCCUAAGUGAUUACACUUAAAAUUUUCAACUGAUAGACAAUAAAACAGGAAAAAUUACUAAUAAAAUGGAAGUAGAGAUCCGAGCAUUAUGAUUUGACUAGGAAACAACCACCUAGGAAUUACAUCACAACAUAUUAAAGAGCAAUUUACAGGGGUCAUAUGAUGUGAUUUAAAUUUUUAUUUUCUCUUUGGAGUGUUACAAACUCUUGGUGUAUAAAAAAGAUCUGUAAAGUUGCAAAGACUAAAGUCUCAAAUCCAAAGAGAUAUUCUUUAUAAAAGUUAAGACCCCCUUAAAAUACCUUGUUUAAACACGCCCCCACAUGUCUAUGUCAUGAUGUGGGAAGAUUUGCAUAACACUGCCCAAAUGUUUACGAAAAGAAAGAAGGCGUGACUUUUAUGCUAGCUGUUGCCGCCAGCGCUAUGUUGUGGACAAGCUGUGUGUUUUGUUGUGAAAGAGGACACAACUAGAAAUCAGUUGUUAAGUUUUAUUUACAGAACCGUUUCAACCCAAAUAUACAGAUGUGUGCAACAUCUGAACCUUUCCUGAACCUGCAGAUUAGCCUACAGUGCGUCUGUGCACAAAGCUGUUUCUGUAAAGUGAGGCAGUUGUAACAUUGCAAGGAUAGUCCGGCGCUUCAGACUCACAGCCUAUAAGUACGUUUUCAGUAAUUAUGUCCCCACUGGAUGCAACAAAUGUCUCGUUUAUAAUGAGUUUGUACUGUUUUUGGCAUGUCGUGCCGGUACCCAGUAUUGUAAGGGACAUAACUUUUCUGUCACAUGCUUGAGGCAUUUGGCCAAUCACAACGCACUGGAUAGCUGGCCAAUCAGAGCACACCUCGCUUUUCAGAAUGAAGAGCUUUCUAAAAAGCAUUGCUUUUCUGAAGGCAGGGCAUAGAGGAGCAACAAUAAUGUACAUUAUAUAGAAAAUAAUGUGUUUUUUGAAACUUAAACCGCAUAAACACAUUGCAUUGCUAAAAAGAAAAUUAUUUGGUGUAAUGUCAUAUGACCCCUUUAAAAUCUUUAUAAGCAUCUCUCUGGCAACUACCUGAAGGACUCUAUUAUGGCAUCAAGUUCUGCAUGCACAAGCAUUGCUUACAUUAGUUUAAUUAAAAAAAGUUAUCUUUUGUGGUUGUCCAACAAAUUUUCAUGGGCAAAAUCCAGUAAUUUAAACUGGGAAUCCACCUGAUUUGAAAUUUUCCAAGAGGGCGAAAGAUUUACCCAUUCAAAUUGGCCACGUGGAUUCAUUACAUUGAUCAGCAGAAAGCUGCUUGCUUCAUACAUUCCUAAACUUAUGACAAUAAUCAAUGUAGCUUUUUUGAUUACAAAAUUUCACUAAAGUGACCUCAUCUAAAUUAUCAAUCGUUUCACACAUAAAGUUUAGUAUCAAACCUAUGAUUUCUCAUUUUUUACAUGCAGUGUUUACAGACCAUUCUGAAUCAGGAGGCCAAAGGUUAACAAAAACCCAAUUUUUGGGUUAUAUUUAUCUAUUGUAACUGCAAACAAGUACACUAUAAAUGACUCAACUUAGGACUGCUACAUUUUUGUCUUUAAAACAAAGAUGCCACUAUUAUUUCUUUGCACAGUCCUCUUCAUAUUCUCAAAACAGUUACUCGAGUAUAAGUCAGGAAAGAUAAUAUGCUCUCAUUCGUCUUUCAUAUAUACUAUAAUCUAUAUAUAUAUAUAUAUAUAUAUGACUGUGAUGCUUGAAUGUGUCAUGCCAAUGUGCUUCUGUAAAGGAAAUACAAUACACAUUUAAAUGAAUGAUCAGAUUUAGUGUCAGGCAAGGGCAGGAUAUCAUCAGGUGAAUGCUUCUGUGGGCAAAACUGUUGUAUAUUUGCUCCAAGAGAUUGUCAGUAUUCAAGUGGUCUUAAAUUAGCAAUGGUUUGCUUUAUAACUAUUGUACAAGUCACUAAUCUAUUAACUGUAUAAAAUGCAUACUGUUGCUUACAGUAUUGUUGAAUGUGUUGGCAUCUUAUGUUUAAUGUGUCAAUUAAAUGUCAGAAAUUGUUUGAAUUUA
Carassius gibelio (silver crucian carp) is the source of this 7539-nucleotide messenger RNA. RefSeq names its product dynactin subunit 1. Gene Ontology annotation, cellular component: nucleus; kinetochore; cytoplasm. Bases 1779 to 5147 code for a protein of 1122 amino acids. Gene Ontology annotation, biological process: cytoplasmic microtubule organization; establishment of mitotic spindle orientation; nuclear migration. The transcript is spliced from 25 exons. Gene Ontology annotation, molecular function: microtubule plus-end binding. NCBI's taxonomy places the organism in Eukaryota, Metazoa, Chordata, Actinopteri, Cypriniformes, Cyprinidae. The record is from RefSeq and is a predicted model, not a curated record.